GACCAGAGGUUUGACUAGUCGGCGAGCUAAAUUUGUUGCGUACACAAUCCGCAAUCGUAGCGAACCUUCAAAAGCUUCAAACCCCUCACGUCUCAAAUAUCUAAAACACGCAGAAGCAACGAGCGAGGUCAUGCACAAUUUGCUUUCCCUAUUUUCUUCGAAACUCAUUCGUUCAAGGAAAGAUUACGAAACUGGAGAAAAUCAAAUCAUGGUCAAGGAUUUAUAUUACGCCAAAGACCGACGGCGGAAACACCAUCGCGAUGGGUGGAGGGGAAUCCAACAAUAUGCCGACCAUAAGGGGGACUCCCCUAUCUUCGAUCGCGGAGGCAUUUGAGGAGCUUGAGACGAUUCUCAAGUACAGUGGUGCUCAAGGAGAGCUUCGAUUGAAUAAGUUCUGUGAUGCCUGUUCUCUUGUCUCUGUCCUGUUCAAUUGCCUUGGCAUCGCUUUCAAAUUUGCCGAGUUGGAGUACGUCGCCAAGGUACGUGAUCUUGUGGAGGCAUCAGAGAGAUUUGACACUUUACAAAACAUCGUUGACCUCGAUGUUGCAAAUGGUACGGUGAGAACUCAUGGAAGCCAUUCACGGAAUCUUCGUCGAGUUAGGCAGGGCCUUGACCUUAUCAGAGCUUUGUUUGAGCAAUUUUUGUCCACUGAUGAUUACUCUUUAAGGGAAUCAGCUUCAACAGCCUAUGCCAAAGUUUGCGCACCAUACCACACUUGGGCGGUGAGGACUGCCGUAUCUGCUGGAAUGUAUGCUCUUCCAACAAGAGAGCAACUUGUCCUAAAGCUCAAUGAAACUGAUGAGUCAGUCGAGAAAAGGAUGAGAAGGUAUAUCAAGGCUUCACUUCCAGUUAUAGAUUAUAUUGAUAAGCUCUACAUAACUCGAAACAUCACCUUGGACUGGUGAGUUUUGUAGUCUGUUGGAAAGUUGAGAAUUAACUCUGUUUAUGAUUUAGCCUUUUCAUUAAGAGAAUACAAGAAUGGUGGUUUGUAGAUAAACAUAUGUAGACCAUAAUAUUUUUUAUGCAUGUUUCUAACCAAUUCGAUGACUAA
Messenger RNA from Tripterygium wilfordii, 1051 nucleotides. Its product is annotated as ACD11 homolog protein-like. The record is from RefSeq and is a predicted model, not a curated record. Gene Ontology annotation, molecular function: ceramide 1-phosphate binding; ceramide 1-phosphate transfer activity. Gene Ontology annotation, cellular component: cytosol; cytoplasm; membrane. Gene Ontology annotation, biological process: intermembrane lipid transfer; ceramide transport. The transcript is spliced from 4 exons. Lineage: Eukaryota; Viridiplantae; Streptophyta; Magnoliopsida; Celastrales; Celastraceae. Bases 261 to 905 code for a protein of 214 amino acids.